Messenger RNA from Eriocheir sinensis (Chinese mitten crab), 1712 nucleotides. RefSeq lists its product as uncharacterized. The record is from RefSeq and is a predicted model, not a curated record. The transcript has 3 exons. Lineage: Eukaryota; Metazoa; Arthropoda; Malacostraca; Decapoda; Varunidae. The coding region runs from base 697 to 1458 and encodes 253 amino acids.
CUAUGGCAUAGUUACCAGUAACCCGUUGAUAAGUGGUACCCUCCGGGCAGAUUACUGAUACAUAGAAGGACUGAGGAAAAUAUAAAUAAUGUAGACCCUGAAAGUUCUUAUGGAAAACAAGUGUUGGGGGUAGUUGCUUGUAAGGGCACAGGGAAAAAGCGUCAGACGCGUUCACCCGGGUGAGGGCGAUCUCACACAAUCCUCCCCGAACCGGUAGGAAGGCAAAAAGAGACGCAGAGCAAUAGAAUCGCCUUAAGACCGUCUCCUGAGGGCAGGCGGUGGCUGAACGGAUUAGGGUAGGCGGUGGCUGAACGGAUAGCGAGACGACCCCGCGUUCAGGAGGACGCGAGUUCAAUCCCCGACCGGUGCCACCAAGCUGGGAUUUUUCAGCCGCCGCCGAGUGGCCUAAAACUACCCACAUGGUGUCCAGGCGCCGGAUGCUCAAAGGGGUGGUAACUUAGCCCCGGAGACGGUUGUAAGUCACGGGUCGCGUCGCAAGUUAGCUCCCCGCUAGGACCGUCCUCCGCAGCGAUGCACAGCGCGGUCGCAGCGGGGUGCUAAGGGUUAGCCCUAUGGUUCAUGAGUGAGGCGGUAGAGGGCCGGCAGCUCACCAGCUGAUGUGAUUGCAACCAAUGGAAAUCACUGAAACAAAGAAGACAGCCAAUCAGGAUCGAGGAAGGUGUUUGUAAACAAACGAUGGAAACUUGGGCAUUUGGUGCGGGGCCGUCUAGCCAGACCACUUGCUACGCUUCCCUACUUCCUUCCAUUCUUCCACCGACUGUUUCAGUGGCAACACCUGACCUCGUAGAGCCCGACCACUCCUCACACCAGUCAUCCGCGCCUCACUUGGCCCAUCCUCAAGAAGACGCAAACAGUGGCGGCCCAGCACAAAAGACACAUUAUUCAGUGGCGGAAGAAAUUGUGCUGGGCUUAAUUCCUGUGGAGGCCAUCAUGGGCCAUCGUGGGAUUCCAAACCCGAACCAAUUGGCACUGACACAGGAAUACCAGGAUGCUGCAACACCUGUAGAGGAGGAGGAGGAGGAAGAGGAGUGGAGGCAGGUGCAGCCCACCACCGAGGUUAUACCAGUGGAUAUGCCUGCGGCCCUUAAUGACCAUUUAUAUGGGGCAUUUAUGGGCACCCCAAGACAGGCAUCAAGGCCCAGGCCCUCAACGACCCACCACCCCUAUGCCCGCCCAGCCAACCACACUCCCACCCGCCCAGCCAGCCACACUCCCACCCGCCCAGCCAGCCACACUCCCACCCGCCCAGCCAGCCACCGGAGAACUGCACAACAUCCUGCACAGGACAUUAACCUACUGGAGCAGAUGUUUGAAGUGCAGAAGACACUCCACACUUCGGUGGAGAGGAUGACCGACAGGCUGGAGCAAGCAAUUGCUCGCGCUGGUUCAGAGAUUGCAGCUGCUAUACGGUGUGCUGCAGGUAAACUGCCACAGUAAUGUGCAUGUUUAUCUGCAGCACCCGCCUGCAGAGACCUCAUGUUUGACAACUUGAGGUCUCUGCAAUGGACCGUAUUGGCUAUCCGGCGGCGACUCGGAGACAAGUACUGUUUUGACUUAACUCAGUUCCUUUUUUCUAUUUCAGAAAAAAAUAAUACUGGCUGUCGUUUGGAGCCAAAUGUGGUACCUGCUGGUAGAAAAAAAAAAGGAUUUACCCUUUGCUGGUCAGAUUUUAAGGCUUGCGUCUGUGUGUG